Molecule: messenger RNA, 3834 nt
Organism: Alexandromys fortis (reed vole)
Lineage: Eukaryota; Metazoa; Chordata; Mammalia; Rodentia; Cricetidae
Gene: Pcare
Product: photoreceptor cilium actin regulator
Exons: 2
Coding region: 1-3834 (1277 amino acids)
Biological process (GO): photoreceptor cell outer segment organization; protein localization to photoreceptor outer segment
Cellular component (GO): photoreceptor inner segment; photoreceptor outer segment
Source: RefSeq, a predicted model, not a curated record
AUGGGGUGCAUGCCAUCACACAGUGUCCUUGUCAACAGCGUGGCCAAGAGUGGCUUUCAGUUUUUUAAGAAGCCCAAAGCAAUUUUGCCAGAAGGUCAGAGGGGCAGGCAAAAAUGUCCCAUCCCUUUGCUGGUUCAAAGUUCCACCUCCUGUGACCCUGGUUGGGAACCGCACCUGGGACAGAGGCCAGCAGAGGAGUCAGCAAGUUCCAAGAAGCCCCAAACCAUGGCUGAAGGUCUUUGUCAGCUCACAGAAGAUAUGGAAGGACCGACUCCAGAAAGUCAAAGAUUCCAGCUGAACAUUCCACAAAGCCGCACAGCUGCGGACAUGUCAUUCAGGACAGAUGGCUCCCUCGGAAUACAAGGAACAGAUUCUGCUUGGCGAGAGAGUGAGGAAAACAUGCCCCAGGAGACCUCAAAAUGGGACAACAAACCAAGGUGCCAUUGCUACCAAACUAUUCCUGAGUCAAAAGGCCGAGUGGACUUCCCCGAGCCCCUGGUAAAGGCCCACCAGCACACAUAUGCCUAUCUGCACGCUAGCCUCUCCAGAUACGAGGCGAUUCUGCAUCUCGUCCAGCAGGCCAGCCACACCCGGGAGCUGUUACAACCCAUGCUCAGCUUCCUGCUGCUGUGUUUCCAGGAGGUCAGCCAGCUCCUGGGAGAAAUCUCCAAAGAUGGAGAAGUGCUCCUCCAGGAAGUUAGAGGGGAUCUGGCCUGGCCAUCCAGGACAGGUGAGCCCUGGGAACAGCCAGACCUCCUGCAACAAUUGCUGCAGUACACAGUCAACAAGCUGCAGGUGGUCCACAGCACAGUGGCUGAGCUCACUGGGACCUUGCUGGAGAGCUCCAGCGGCUGUCUCAGCACUGCGGCUAGCCACCUGAAGGGUAAACUGAGCACCCAGAGAGGUAUAGACGAAGGCCUCCUAAGGGCCCUGGGACAACUAGAGAGCCUGACCACUGGCCACAGCGACCCUGGGCUGCCGGGUCCACCCUUGUGCUCUGAGGACAGUGGCAUCGGUGCCGACAAUGAGUCUGUGCAAUCCAUGGAGAAGCUGGGCAAACAAACCAGCUGGGACUUGGCAGCAGAGCCUGGCGAAGGGAAGCCAGGGACUGCACCCCAAGUGGAAGUCAGGGUGGCAGGGCAUGCCUGGCAGAAAGGUCCAUGUUGGACAGGUUCAGACAGACACCAAGACUGUCCCCUGUCGAAGCCUAGGAUAGCGAAGGUUCAGCCUGCGGCACAGGAUAAAGCCAAGCACUCUCGUGCCUCCAGCACGAGCUCAGAACCAAUCACCUCCAGGCCUCCAGAGGCUGCCAAAAGCCUUCUGCGGAAUUCCCUCGGGUUUGAGACCCCGGUGCAAACACAUUUUUCUCGGAGUUCUGGGUUGGUGGACGCUCCAUCCCUGAGCGAAGAUGAGGACAGCAGCCUGGAGGAGGAAGAUGAAGUUUGCAGCACGGAUCUGCAUGCUGAGCAACAGAAAGCAUCACCUCCAAGACCACGGUCCUCACCUCCCACCCGGGAUAGCCUGUUUCAGCCAUAUUCCAGGAAGCUGAGGAGCCCCCAGGCUCAGGAAAUGAUUCUGAAGAUGAAAGAAGCCAUCAGUGAAAGGAUCAAGUUUGUCCCUGUGCCUUCCAGACCCCAGGACUGGGAUGAGGAGGAGGAGGAGGGGACAACAAUAGUCCCUCCAAGACCUAACACAGCCUGUGGCAGCAGGAGGGCCCCUGAGAGACAAAGGAGGUCACAAUCAGAGGGAAGUCUUAAGAGCCACGUGGAAGACCCCACCCUCCAGGAGCUGAAGAGGGUUCAGACAGACCUCAGUAGGAGGCUGGAGGUAUUCUAUGCCCUGGGUGGUACACGGCAGGGGCAGAACAGGGAACAACUUCUGCAAUCCAGGACGUCAGUGCUGUGGCCCCCUUCCAACUGCAGGGUAAGUCCCGGCAGUACCAUCAGCAAGUUCAAGGCCUCCCUCACCAAAAACUUCAGCAUUCUGCCCAAUCAAGACAAGAGCAUCUUCCAAAGAGGUGGUCACCUCUCCGACCGUGAGCAGCCCUGCCAGAAGAAGGCUGGAAGGCUGCCAAAUGCCAUCUUUUGUGGUGAGAAGAACAGUGGGAUUCCCAGGGACACUGAAGGGGACAUCAGGGACUGUCCCACCAGGACGUCAGUGAAGAAGCUCAUUGAGGCCUUCAGUCCCAAUGAAAGUCUGAGGAUGCCAAGGGACUCCAGGAACUUGGGGUCAAGCCCCGGCCUCAGAAAGUGGGGGGUCCCUGCCAUCCCUCCCAGAUUUCCUAUAUACAGGGGGCUAGCCCCUCUCUAUGCUAAGCCCCAAAUUUCUCCAGCAGCAGGCAGAGAACCUCUCAGGGUGAGCAUGGGCUGGAGGCCUUCUGCACCCUUUCCCCCCUUUCCCUCCCUUCCUACAGCAGAGGCAUCCAAUAGUGAGGACAGCAGCUGGGAAGUGGAGGAAGACCUAGAGAACCUCCCCCCACCUCCUCUGGAAAUCCUAAUGGACAAGUCAUUCACUGCUCUGGAGCACCCCGAGAGCAGUCAGCCAGCACGGAGCCCAGUGGACGAGACCCUGGUACCAGGGCUUCAAGAAGCUGGCCCACCAAGGAAAACAUGGGCUUCCCCCAAGCUGAGAGCCUCCAUGAGCCCCAUGGACUUGCUCCCUAGCAAAAGCACUGGCAGCUCCCUAAGGCUGCACAGCACUGGGCCAGGGAUCAUCAGGAAUGUGGGCAAUUCCAGAAAGCUGACCUUGGGCCUGAACUCCCAGCAAGCAGUGAGCUCAAGCCCAGAGGCAGAGGAUGGAGCUCAGAUUCAGGUACCAGAGGAGGACGCUGCGAGGCUCUCUGAACGUGGCCAGAAGGCAAACCCUUGGCACCACCCUAACCCCACAUCUGGGCAAAGCAAGACCUGGGAACCAAGCCUGGCCUGCUCUUCACAAGGUCCACACUCUCCAGAAGCAUCCAGGAAGGGUCCAGAGAGAAGCCCUCCAGGGAUCAGGAAAACCUCUCCCACGAGAGCACAGAGGGCAUCCCCAGGGGACAGGAGGCUCCAGAGCCUCCCCUCCUCUCGUGGAUUGUCCCAGCCAGGCCUCCCUGCGGUUCUCAGCUCCCCUAGCCCACCUCUGAGCCCCAGGACACUGAGCCCACCAGCCAUAAAGAAGUCAACUUCCCCACCAUGUGGAUACCUGCAGCUUAACCAAGCCCAGGAGAGCCCACCUGUCCAUCAGACAGAAACAAACACUUCUUCCUCUGCCUCCUCAUCAUCUCCCUCAGCGUCUGCCUCUCAGGGCUCCAAGGAGAAGAGUCACUUUGAGGAUGGUGAAGCCACUAUGACUAAAACACCCAGGAACAAGUGUUUUAUAUUCUGCCCAUCUGCCUCCUCUCAGUUUGAAGCUAAAUCGUCAUUCUCACUAUCCCUUCCAAGGACGCUACCAGAACCUGGAGACCCCAACAGGGCCCCAACAGGAGGCUGGAGGGGCAGCUCAGGGUCACGACUGAGGGCAGAUCCGCAGAAGAGAACAACUCUGAGCACUCUCAACCCCUUGCCUUUCGUCAGAAGGACAUCUUCAGAACGCCAGCGCCAGCAGGCUCACCCUCUUCAGCUGCCCGGCUGCUCUUGGGAGUCCCAUCCUUGCCAAAGCAGUGGCAGCAGCAGCAGCAGUGAGGAGAGCCCCAAGCAAGAGCCCCCACCUUGGAUUAAUUCCUGUGCCCCAGAAUUGCAGGGCAGCGGCACCAAGUGGGCAUCUCCUUUGGAGCUCUGUGUGCUGGGUCAUGGGCUGCAGCCAGAAGCUCGUAUCAGCCGCAACCAGGACAGAGCCCAGCCAGAGUCACAACACUAG